Penicillium lagena is the source of this 738-nucleotide messenger RNA. Its product is annotated as Sas10/Utp3/C1D family protein. NCBI's taxonomy places the organism in Eukaryota, Fungi, Ascomycota, Eurotiomycetes, Eurotiales, Aspergillaceae. Gene Ontology annotation, biological process: maturation of 5.8S rRNA; regulation of gene expression. The coding region runs from base 1 to 738 and encodes 245 amino acids. The record is from RefSeq and is a predicted model, not a curated record. The transcript has 3 exons. Gene Ontology annotation, molecular function: DNA binding; RNA binding. Gene Ontology annotation, cellular component: nucleolus; exosome (RNase complex).
AUGGAAGCACCAGAUCUAUUACCGCUCCUGGAGCAACUAGACGACAAUAUGGAUGAUCUCGAAGAGGUUCUUGAGCCGAUUCUAGGUCAUUCCCUGUCCAAAGCCUCCAAGAAGUUGCCGGUCAUGGACAAGGCAAAACUUCACGUUCUGGUCACAUACACCCUGGAAUCCUUAAUUUUCUCAUACCUGCGACUCCACGGAGUCGACGCAAAACAACACCCCGUCUUCCGAGAAUUGACGCGCGUGAAGCAAUACUUCGAAAAGAUCAAGGCGCUAGAGACGGAACCCGAGCAGCGGACAAUGACACUCGACAAGGAGGCUGCCGGGCGGUUCAUCAAGCACGGUCUUGCUGGGAAUGACAAGUAUGACCUGGAGCGGGCAGAAAAAGAAGCAAAGGAGCGUGCGCGUGCUCACUUAAAAGCAACCUUGCUGGCACGGAAGAGCGCCGCUACUCCAGCCGACUCACCGGCUGGCACUGAAGAUGCGCCGUCCACAGGACAAUCGGACGCCAGCGAGGAUUCUGAUGACGAGGGGAAUAAACAAGUUGAUUUCCCUCAACCUACCGAGUUUGAUUUGGAACGGAAGAGAAAGAUGACGGAGGAAACAGAAGAGAAAGCCAAAGCCCGAAGUAAAGAAGCCAAGAAGCAGAGGAAGCUUAGCAAGGCUGAUCGGAAAGAGUCGAAGAAGGAGAGGAGGCAGAAGAAGGAGGAAGUGCGAAAGGCUCGAAAGGCCAAAUGA